GGCCACUACCUGGUCAUCAAGGUGCUGGUGGGCGCCUUGGGAGCUGACCCCACGCGCCGUGACCACAGCGGCCACCGGGCCUGUUACUACCUGCGGCCCGACGCGCCCUGGGGCCUGCGGGAGCUGUCAGGGGCUGAGGACUGGGAGAAGGCGAGCGACAGUGAGCGGGACAACGCCAAUAACAACAGCAGCGGCGGCGCCACCACCGCCACCGGGUGGACGCUGCGAAGGACUCUGAACUCACUGGGCGCGACGGCCGCGGAGACAACGAUGAGAGAGGUGGCGUUGCCCAGCAAGGAGAAGGACUCCGCAGGCAGCCGGAUGGCGCAAAUUCAAGGUUUUUUUCGCCAGUUGUUCCCCUUCUUCCAGGACCGUUGAGGGCGACGUAGAGGAGAGUGCAGAGGGACGCGCCACUGUGGCGAGGCCUCGGUCCUCCCUUGUCCCAGAUUCCACUGAAGGGGCUAUGCGGCCGAGUGCGCUGGCCUGCAAUGAGCAGACUACAUCCGGUCUGUCUCAGGUACCUGUCACAAAUCUCCUGCAGUCACUGGCCAGGAGACAUGGAGACCAGGCGUCCUCUCACACCCCUCCCCCCACCCCAAGAAAGAGAGAGCAAAGACCAAGCUGUCCUGGAGCCCAGUCCCAAAAGGAGCUGGAGUUAGGGGCAGGAUCGUGGUCCUGCUUGGGAGAGGGAAAGUUAAGCUUCCAGUAGCCAUUUCUGAUCUGGCAGAAGUUUUGGUUUAUUGCUAGAAGAAUAAGUUAAGACUGUAAACCACUGAUGCAGAGUGAGCGCCUAACUGCAGGCUUGACUUGGCUACUAAGGGGUCACUUUGUGCUGCCAGAGUCAGCCCCUGGCUCCCUGUUCCUGAGACAACCAGACCUUACUGGUACUUUUUCAAAUGUAUCGCGGAUGACUUCUUAAGCAUAUUAAAGUGGAAUUGUUUUCCUUUCACAUGA
Messenger RNA from Myotis brandtii (Brandt's bat), 954 nucleotides. It is a transcript of the gene SOWAHD, whose product is annotated as sosondowah ankyrin repeat domain family member D. The record is from RefSeq and is a predicted model, not a curated record. The transcript has a single exon. The annotation marks the transcript as partial. Lineage: Eukaryota; Metazoa; Chordata; Mammalia; Chiroptera; Vespertilionidae.